Messenger RNA from Bursaphelenchus xylophilus (pine wood nematode), 589 nucleotides. The record is from the annotation of a GenBank genome assembly. Lineage: Eukaryota; Metazoa; Nematoda; Chromadorea; Rhabditida; Aphelenchoididae.
AUGACUACAGUGUCGAUUUGUCCUUGUUAUCAAACAAAUAUUUUCGUAGGUGUAGUAAAUAUGUAAUGCCAAGAGUGGUGCAACAUCUUUUAGUUUGCAAAUCGGAUCAUCGCUGGUAUUACUGCAUUGCUUGUCCCAUGCGUUUGCAUUCUACAUUUUAACUGGCUGACUUAUUGGGGCUUUGUGUAUGGGGUAGUACUGUUAAUUGGAGCCGUUUUAUUGGUGGUUUCGACUUUUAGAAAAUACCGAGCGUUGUAUUUGGCGUAUGAAUGUAUAAUUGUAGGUCAUAAACAAAUUCAAAAAGGAAAUCGCCUUGUGAUCUCUUCAGGCCUGCAACGUAAUUGGAUUAUUUAUCACCGUCGGAAAAUCGAUCGGCUAUGUAAUUGCCCUAUCGCGGGAUAACAUAAUCGACCCUCCAAAAGAAAAAAGGGAUAUUUUAAGAGCAACUCAUAUCUUUAUCAUUGUGGCAUCAAUUAUCUGCGCCUUGAUUUUAAUUUGGUGCGGAUAUAUUGUGAAAAAUGGAUAUAAAUUACUGAAGAGACAAGGAGCCUUUGAUGGAGUUGCCGAACUCUCACAUAGUAAUAUUUGA